Messenger RNA from Paraglomus occultum, 549 nucleotides. The record is from the annotation of a GenBank genome assembly. Lineage: Eukaryota; Fungi; Glomeromycota; Glomeromycetes; Paraglomerales; Paraglomeraceae.
AUGCCGAAGAAAGUAAAGCAAGAUCUUCCCCUACACAAAGUCAUCAUGGUCGGCUCGGGUGGCGUUGGCAAGUCGGCGCUUACUUUGCAAUACAUGUACGGUGACUUUGUCGAAGAGUAUGACCCUACAAAGGCCGACUCGUAUAGAAAGAAGGUCACGCUGGAUGGACAAGAUUGUCAGAUUGACAUCCUGGACACUGCCGGGCAAGAAGAAUACGCUGCCGUAUCCUUUUUUAUUAUGAGAGAACAUGUUGGGCGAUAUUUACGUAGAGGAGAUUUUAGGGAACAGAUUUCACGAGUUUUAGACGACGAUAGCGUGCCAUUUAUCCUCGUUGGUAAUAAAGCCGAUCUGGCUAAUAGUCAUCGAAAAGUAACAAAAGAAGAAGCAACAGCCAAGGCAGCCGAAUGGGGAUGUCCGUACAUCGAGACGUCGGCAAAAACGCGACUGAACGUAGAUGAGGUUUACACCGAGUUAAUGAGAAAGAUUCGAGCACGCAAAGAAAGUCAAGAGAAUCCAAGACCAGUAAGGAAUAGAUGCGUGUGCUUGUGA